This is a messenger RNA of Aspergillus brunneoviolaceus CBS 621.78, 1894 nucleotides long. RefSeq names its product arylsulfotransferase family protein. The record is from RefSeq and is a predicted model, not a curated record. Bases 218 to 1894 code for a protein of 558 amino acids. The transcript has 3 exons. Lineage: Eukaryota; Fungi; Ascomycota; Eurotiomycetes; Eurotiales; Aspergillaceae.
CUUUUUCUUCCAUACAGACAAGCGAACUCUCCCACUUCAGCUUGGCAGUGCGUUGAUUGCGUCAUGCUUUAAUUAUAGAGACGCUCCACCUCCCUUCAGUAACAAAGGAGAUGUGAUGGGGUGAUAAGAUGGAAAUAUAUACAUCCAUUCAACUUCAAGUGCUAGCCACGCUGAUGUCUGCUGGCUCAUCAGUUCAAUCUGCGAUUAUCCUCAUGAUAUGCUGCGUCCACACUCUCGCCGCCCUUGGACUGGGUUCAUAACUGGUUUCUUUGUGUUGAGCACAUUGCUUGCAGCCAUCAUCUUUAUAGGCAUCCCUAGUCUACAGCGCUUACGCCUACGUAUCGGCGUCUCAUUGUUCGACUCAGGGGUACUAGGCCUGUACCCCGUCCACGAAUAUGUCUCGACUGAUCUUGUGUCCUCGAAGCUGGAACAGGUAGCGUGGGACCCGCGAUGCAGCAACGAUCUGAUCUUCCUCUCGGCUCGCGGCGACGCGGUCGAGCAGCCAGGACCCAUGAUCUUCAAUGCCCAAGGGGAACUGGUGUGGAAGUUGCCACCCACCUCCGAGCGGCUGGACAAUUUUCAAGUGCAAGAGUACCGCGGAGAGACCUUCUUGACCUACUGGCAUGGGGUCGGAGAGAAUGGCCAUGGGCGCGGCUCCUGGAUCAUGAUGGAUUCGACCUAUACUCCCCGUCUCGAAGUCCGAGCCGUGGGCAUGGCGGAGGGAGAUAUGCACGAAUUCCGCAUCACUGCCAACAACACUGCCCUCGUCAUUGUCUACACCACCCAACCGGCAGAUUUGAGCGAUCUGGGCGGGCCACAGCAAGGGUAUAUACACGAGUGUCUCUUUCAGGAGAUUGACAUCGCCACCGGAGAGUUAAUCUUCGAAUGGCGCAUGUCAGAGCAUGUGCCCCUAGCCAGCUCCUACGAGGCAUUACUGGGCAAUGGGUGGAGCCCCGCGCAUCCCUACGACGUCUUCCACAUGAACAGCGUCGACAAGGACGAGGCCGGCAACUACCUGAUUUCUGCACGACACACGCACUCGAUCACCAGCGUCGACGGCCGCACAGGUGCGGUGCUCUGGACGCUUGGCGGAGCGCUGAACGAGUUUGCGGAUGCCUCAAACGGCUCCGCCACCGACUUCGCCUGGCAGCACCAUGCGCGGUGGCAGGAUAGCCAGACGAUCACCCUGCUCGACAACGGCGCCAAGUGGUUCUUCGACGAGCCCACCGCCAGCCGUGGGCUAGUUUUGGAGCUGGACGUGCCCAAUCGCAUCGCGACUGUCAAGGCGACCUACCAGACCCCCACAGAACAGGCCACCGGCGCGCUCUCGCAAGGAAGCAUGCAGUUGCUGCCGGACACAGGCAACGUCUUCAUCGGCUGGGGCCACUGCGCCGCGUUCACGGAGUUCGCGCCCGACGGGGAAGUGCUGUGCGACACCCAUUUCGGGGCGAGUAACUGGUUCCAGCUGGGCCGGGUGAUGUCCUAUCGGACUACCAGGGGCCGCUGGGUUGGCCGACCCAGAACCCGACCUGACGCGGUCGUCCGCGGGUCUUCAGUAUACGUGAGCUGGAAUGGAGCUACGGAGGUGGCAAGGUGGCAGGUCCAACGCUGGGACGGUCGCAACAUGGGCCCGCAGAUGGCCUUCACUCCCGAGCAGACUGUCCCUCGCGACGGGUUCGAGACCGAGAUCCCUCUCUCUGGCGAGGCAGGGACGGCGGUCUAUUUCCGAGUGGCCGCCCUAGACACGCAGGGUCAGGUCCUCGGAGUCUCCCAGGUGAUGGGGCAGCAACUCCAAGGCUGGGGCGAGCGGUGGCAGCGCCGGGGAUAUAAGCCUCUGUCGCUGGAGAUGUCAGAUCGAUAUAGCACGGACGAUUCCCAAGCAGUCUUAGGAUGA